Jaculus jaculus (lesser Egyptian jerboa) is the source of this 945-nucleotide messenger RNA. RefSeq names its product olfactory receptor 2B6-like. Gene Ontology annotation, biological process: G protein-coupled receptor signaling pathway. The transcript has a single exon. Gene Ontology annotation, molecular function: G protein-coupled receptor activity; olfactory receptor activity. The coding region runs from base 1 to 945 and encodes 314 amino acids. Gene Ontology annotation, cellular component: membrane. The record is from RefSeq and is a predicted model, not a curated record. NCBI's taxonomy places the organism in Eukaryota, Metazoa, Chordata, Mammalia, Rodentia, Dipodidae.
AUGUGGACCAGCAAUCAGAGUUUGCUAGAUGAUUUCAUUUUAUUAGGAUUUUCUGACAGACCUUGGUUAGAGACACCCCUCUUUGUAAUCUUUCUGGUGGCCUACGUCUUUGCCUUAUUUGGAAAUAUCUCUAUUAUCCUAGUUUCCUGCCUCGAUCCCCAGCUUGAUAGCCCCAUGUACUUUUUUGUCUCGAAUCUCUCCCUCCUGGACCUCUGCUACACUACCAGCACAGUCCCUCAGAUGCUAGUCAACUUAAGGGGACCAGAAAAGACCAUUAGCUACGGGGGCUGUGUUGCCCAGCUCUACAUCUUCCUGGCCUUAGGUUCCACUGAAUGCAUUCUUCUGGCCAUCAUGGCCUUUGACCGAUUUGCUGCUAUUUGCAAGCCCCUGCACUACCCUAUCAUCAUGAACCACAGACGUUGCAUGCACAUGGCUGCAGGGACCUGGGUAAGUGGCUUUGCAAACUCCCUUGUCCAAUCUACUCUCACUGUAGUGGCCCCAAGGUGUGGACGGAGGGUGAUAGACCAUUUUUUCUGUGAAGUUCCUGCCCUUUUGAAGCUAGCUUGUACUGAUACGACUGUGAACGAAGCUGAGCUCAACGUUCUCGGAGCUUUGCUGCUCUUGGUGCCCCUCAGCCUCAUCCUGGGCACGUACGUGUUCAUUGCUCAUACAGUGAUAAAAAUCCGCUCUGCUGAGAGUCGCUGGAAGGCCUUUAACACCUGUGCUUCACACCUGCUUGUGGUUUUCCUGUUCUAUUUUACAGCCAUCACUAUGUAUGUUCAGCCCCCCUCUAGUUACUCCCGAGACAGGGGUAAGAUCAUGGCUCUCUUCUAUGGCAUUGUCACACCUACCCUCAACCCAUUCAUCUAUACCUUGAGGAAUAAGGAUGUGAAGGCUGCCCUGUGGAGGGCACUGACAAUGGAGUUUUGGAUCAAGACAAGGUGA